UGAAAAUCGUAACAGCUUUAGUUGUUAAGCAAUCGUCAGUGUGCGCGCUGUUAACUUGUUGGAGCGGGCCCAAAGCGCUUGCGCAGCUGAGAUAGUUUAAAAAUAAAGAAGAAGAAGCAGCAGCAGCAACAAUAAAAAAAUAUAAACGAGCAAGAAAAAUACAUAAAGCAAUAAAUAGCGCAACGUACGAGGCUAGGUACGAGAGGUAUUUCAAGGUCGUAAACGUAUCUCUGAACUAUUGAAGCUGCCGAAAUAUGCCUCGAAAAUUACUGAAAUUUCUCAUUAUAUUCGAUAAUUCGUCGCUGCUGUACUUUCCGGGUCAGUUUCUAUCGGGACGCGUGCUCAUAGAACUACAAGAUGAGACUCCAGCUCUGGGUCUGCACUUCCAUGUGGUGGGUGAGGGCGUGGUGCGUGCUGGGGGGCGACAGGAGCGCACUUACGACAAAGAGAAUUACAUAGAUUUUCGCAUGCGUUUGCUGGGCGAUGUGGAUCAGGGUCCUGCGAUACUAUCGCCUGGCAUACAUAGUUUUCCCUUCAAGUUGGGGCUGCCCAUUGGCCUGCCCUCCACAUUCCUGGGCAGCUUCGGCUGGAUACAAUAUUAUUGCACUGCAGCCUUGCGUGAACCCAAAGGUCUGACACACAAGAACCAUCAAGUGUUUAUUGUUAUGAAUCCCAUUGACUUGAACCUGGAGAAACCAAUACUAUCGCAACCCUUCACUUGCGAGGUGGAACACAAACUGGGCGUGGUUGCCUGUGUGGGUGGUGGUCAGAUCAAAUGCCGUGUGGUCUUGGAUCGCGGAGGCUAUGUGCCCGGCGAGAAUAUACUCGUCACAGCCUUCAUAUCCAAUGCUAGCAAUGUAACCAUAAAACGAACCAAGGCAUCACUAACUGAGACCAUUGAGUACUUGGCACGCGGCAAGACAGUUCAGACGGAGAAGCGCGCUCUGGCCGUGCUGGUGCGUGGCAAGAUACGUCCUGGCGGCAAGGACGAAUGGCACAAUGAUAGCCUCUAUGUGCCGCCGUUGCCACCAACGAAUCUGCAUGGCUGCCAUCUGAUCAAAAUCACAUACGAUGUCUUCUUCGUCAUCGAGCCGAAGUCGCUGGAAAAGGAAAUCAAAUUGCAACUUCCAAUCGUCUUGGCCACAUAUCCGUUCCGCAAUAAUGCCAAUGAUGUGUCCAACACUUGGCCCGAAUCCGUCCUAAAGCCGGACACACAUUAUCCUUCGACAUUGCCCAUAUUCCGUCCGUGGCUGCACGAAAAGCCAAAUGCAAAUUAACGCUCGAUGCGAUGCAAAACAAAAGAAUCAGUUGUUGGAUUAAUAUUUUUUGCCAUACAUUAAUUUAUAACUUAUUUAACUCUCUCUUAAUGAUUUGUAAAACUUCGAGGAUGACAAAACUAAAAAACAAUUAAGUGGGCUCUAGUCGGGCGUAACCGGCUUGGAGAUAACCGAAAAA
Drosophila mojavensis is the source of this 1455-nucleotide messenger RNA. It is a transcript of the gene Vdup1, whose product is annotated as arrestin domain-containing protein 17. Bases 255 to 1277 code for a protein of 340 amino acids. The record is from RefSeq and is a predicted model, not a curated record. NCBI's taxonomy places the organism in Eukaryota, Metazoa, Arthropoda, Insecta, Diptera, Drosophilidae. The transcript is spliced from 4 exons. Gene Ontology annotation, biological process: protein transport. Gene Ontology annotation, cellular component: cytoplasm.